GCAGCUCAAGCUUCCACUGCAGCUUCCUCCCUACUUCCUCUCUUCCUCUUUAAGCUCCCCCAUUUCAGAUUCUCCCUUUUAGAAACAUUCGCCGCCCACUACUUGUUCUUCCUAUCAUCGGUGAGUCUUAUACCAUAGCUUGAUUCUUUUUUCUUUCUUUUUCUAUUUAUUUUCUGGAUAUGAUCGUACCCUUUUUCUUGAUUUUUUUAUUUUAUCGCACAAAUUCAAAACGUUGUUGUCUGAAUCUGGGUUUUUGAGACUCUGCUCUGUCUUUUUUCCUUGGACCAAACGUUUUUUUAUCUUGUCUGAAUUUACUUAAUUAAGCCCAAAACAACAAAAGUGGUGCUGCUCUCUGAAUCUGGCUUUGUUUUCUUAAUUCUGGAAGAAGAAAUAUGAAUAUAAAAAAAUAGGAAAUUUUUUUGGGUGCUGAAAAAAUUGGAUCUUGGAAUUUGGGUGUUGAUAAUUGGGUUUUGGUUAACGGUCGUUUUCAUGUCUAAUUUAGGCAUAUAUUCUGCUGAAUUGUGUGCUAAAAGAUUAAUAUUCCUUCAGUUUUAAUUUAUUUUAUUUUAAAUUUUUUGUCCAGGAUAAAGAGCAUGGGGUAUCCAUUUAGCUAAUGCUGAGCGCCUCAGUAGCCUUUUAAUCAUAGAGUUAGCUGCCUGAGAGCUGUUGCCUUUUGUCUUUUAAAUACUUUUUGUGGAUCUUGGAUUGUGGAAAUUUAAGGACGUUCUCUCUUACUUGCCGAAAUUUGAAACCAGAACAGAAGGAACACAUCUUCGUUUUCUGAUUUUUCAAUUUGUGUGUGCCCAACACACUUAAAUUCCCAGAAUUUUACCCUCUGCCCUCCUUUUCGCAGCCUAGGAGAGAAAUCAUGGAUCAAGAAAUAUGAGGUCGGAGGUUGCUUAGACAUCUGAAUUGUUUUCUCUGUGUAAGAGAUGGUUGCAGAGUCGUGGUUUCGUAGUCUUUGGAAGACUAAAAAGAAGCAUGAGGCUGGACCUGGGAAAGCAGUAAUUGGAGUUUUGGCCUUUGAAGUAGCAAGCUUGAUGUCCAAGCUGGUGCAGUUAUGGCAGUUACUGAGUGAUAAACAAGUGGCUAGGCUUAGAGAGGAAAUUUCAAAUUCGGUGGGUGUAAGAAAGCUUGUGUCAGAAGAUGAUGAUUACAUUGUAGGUUUAAUAUGCAUCGAGUUGUUCGAGAAUAUGGUCCGUGUGUCAAAAUCUGUGGCCAGGCUUGGGAAGAAUUGUACGGAUCCUAGUUUGAAUGGUUUUGAGAGAGCUAUUAGUGAUUUGGUCAAUUAUGGCUCUGACCCUUACAGAUGGCAAUUUUCAUGGAAGAAGAUGGAGAGGAAGGCCAAGAAGAUGGAGAGGUUCAUUUCAAUAAAUGCAAAUUUGUAUGAAGAGAUGGAAGUUCUUUCAGAUCUUGAACAAACGCUGAGGAGAAUGAAAGGCAGUGAUGAAUUAGAUGGUGUUAAUUUGCUUGAGUUUCAUAAGAAGGUAGUGUGGAAGCGGCAGGAGGUGAAGAAUUUGCAAGAGGCGUCUCUUUGGAGUAGGACUUAUGAUUAUACAGUCCUCCUUUUAGCAAGAUCUCUCUUCACAAUAUUUGGUAGGAUCAAGCAUGUAUUUGGACUUCAACAGAUGGCAGAUGGUGAAUCCAAAGAAUCUGAUCACAUAAGUCGUAGUCAAUCAGUGUCUGCAAUAAUACAGCCUUCAGUCCAUCCGUCUGAGAACGGUCUUCCAAGAUUUGCCUCAGGUCCCCUUGGGAGGUUUGCUGUUACAUCAGGACCAGUGUCGAAAAAAAACAAGACCAACAAUUUCUUUUCAGGCCCUCUUGGUGGCUCAAGUACAAAAUCAGGCCCUAUUUCAGCAAAAAAGAAAGAUGUCAGCUUCUUUUCGGGUCCACUUGUUAAGUCAACAAAAUCAGGCCCAAUUGCUGCAACGAAUAGAACCAUCAGGAAGUUGUGGAAGUCUCAUGAUCACUCAGUCACUAAUCAUGAGAAGAAACCACCUACAAAGCCCAAUAGGUUGCCACAAGUUGGACCUUUUAAAGGAUGCAUGAUAAAAGGAAACAAUUCACCUGUCACCAAUUGCUACUUGAAUUCGAAUGGUGUUCGUUCAGCAAUUCUCAAUGUAUCCGGAGAGGCCAAUGGAGAUGUUUUAGCUUCUGGCAGCAAACUUCAUCCUAGUCCGUCAAUCUUCAGUUCUAAGCACAAAUUGCUGGAUGCUCCGCCCGAAACACUUGGUGCUGCUGCCUUAGCACUGCACUAUGCAAAUGUUGUUAUUGUAAUUGAGAAGUUAGUAGCAUCUCCUCACUUGAUUGGUCUUGAUGCGAGAGAUGAUCUGUACAAUAUGUUGCCCGCAAGUGUGAGGACUGCACUAAGGGCAAGGCUAAAGCCAUACAGUAAGAGCUUAACUUCAGCAGUUUACGAUACAGUUCUUGCAGGAGAGUGGAAUGAGGCAAUGGCGGGAAUAUUAGAAUGGUUGGCACCACUUGCUCAUAACAUGAUAAGAUGGCAAUCCGAGAGAAGCUUUGAACAGCAAACCUUGGUUUCCAGGACUCAUGUUCUUCUGGUACAAACCCUCUACUUUGCAAAUCAACAGAAGACAGAAGCAACGAUUACAGAGCUUCUUGUUGGUUUGAAUUACAUCUGGAGGUUUGGCAGAGAAGUCAAUUCAAAAGCUCUGUUAGAUUGUGAUAGCAAUAGAACAUAUGAUGAAUUUUUGGAGAUGGAUGGCUAGUAGAAUUUCAGGUCAUUGCAAUAACCAAAUGCAGAUCUCAAGACUAACCACAUUGAGCCAAUACUCUUACCUGGCUCGUCGAUGAGGUUGCUGGUUGCUGCUGGACAGAUUGAUAAUUGUGUGGUCCAGGAGAGACAAUGAGCCAAGUUCAAUAUCUUUGUAUUAGAAGCAUCCUCGGUAAGUCAAAAAGGUAUAGACAGAGCUUCCAAACAUUCUUUCCUUUGGUGGUUUUCUAGCCACUGGAAUACGGGCUCCUCUAUUCUUCUUUUUUUCUUAUACCAGCAGGGUAUGCCGUAUUUACUUAAGCUGUGUACCUUGUAUAUUUUAUCAGCUAUACUUGUUUCUUUUCAAUGGUUGUAAAUCUGUGGUAUAGAAGGUUCUCUCUCCAUAAUAUCAAAAUGCCUCUAUGGUCAAGCGUUUUCUUUUGUAACUGACUAUUAUAAUUGUGACCUUUACGCCGCAUUGUAACUAGGGAAUAUAAGUGUAA
Molecule: messenger RNA, 3216 nt
Organism: Fragaria vesca subsp. vesca
Lineage: Eukaryota; Viridiplantae; Streptophyta; Magnoliopsida; Rosales; Rosaceae
Exons: 2
Coding region: 933-2729 (598 amino acids)
Biological process (GO): positive regulation of growth
Source: RefSeq, a predicted model, not a curated record